CCCGCCGCUGCAUCCUCCGCUGACACCGGGCAUCACGUGUGGCAGCCCCCGGGGCUCCCCCGGCUGCCGAGCCGGUCAUGGGACCGCCCAGCUCCCGACCGAGCCCUUCCCGAGAGCGCGGGGCCACGGCGGGCGCUCCCGCCCCGCUGGGGUGCGAGGGGCACGGGCGGUACUCACGUAUCGGCUCACGAGGGUCCGCAGGAGGCUGCAAUCCAUGGCGGGCGGGCGGCUCAGGACCGCGCCGCAGGGUGCUCGCCGGUGCCGCCGGGCUCCCUGGCUCGCCUCCUCCCUUCCCACAUGCAGGGAGCCGCGCUCGCCCCGCCGGACCCGCUGUGACGCCGGCCCGGCGCUGGCCGCCAGUCCCGGCUAUGCCAUGUGCUCGCCGCCGCCGCUGCGGCGCGGCGCCCCGGGGCCCCGCAUACCCCCCGUCGCUGCUGCUGCUGCUGCUGCUGCUGCUGUUGCUGUUGCCGCUGCCGCCACUACACUUUCGCGGAGAGGAGGCGGAGAGAAGCCGCCGCCAGCCGCUGCCCGGAUCGGCUCUCCCACCCCCCGCCCGCUCCGGGGCUUUAUCCGGCGGGCGGGGCCGAGGCCGCCCCCGCCGCUCCCCCCGCACCUCCUCGCGCGCGCGCCCGCCCGGUACCGGCCCGGCCCGCGCCCGGCUCGCGCCGCUCCGAUCUCGCCGGGCGCUCCCGGCCGCGCGCUCCCGGCCGCGCGCACGUCACGCGGGGCGGGCGCGCGGGCAUGCGCGCGCCGGCGCUCGUGCCCGUGCCCGUGCCCGUGCCUGCGCCCUGUCCCCCUCCCCCUCCUGUCCCGCGCGCAAGGGGCGACCGGUAACGGCUGCGCGCGGGGUUCGCGCGCGAGCGGGUUUGGGAGAGCUGAGGGGAGACAUGGAGUGAUACUGGGAGGGAACUGAAAGCGUAGGGACAAGCCAGAGAGUGAUGUCGGGUGCACUGGGAGGGAACUGGGAGCACGGUGGGGGGGAAAGCCAGGGAGUGACACUGGGUUCAGUAGGGGAGAAGUGGGAACACUGCUAGGAGACAGGAAGCAAUACUGGAAGAGCUUGGAUGGAAUGAGAGCACGAAGUGGGUGACACUGGGAAUACUGAGAUGGCAUGGGAACAUGGGGGGGGAGAUGGGGGCGGGGCCGUGGGGAGCCAGGGGGUCAUACCGGGAGCACCUGGAGGGAACUGAGAGCACUGGGGCGAGCCAGGGAGUGACACUGGGAGGGAACUGGGAGCAAUGAGGGGGAGGCAGUGAAUGAUACUGGAAGCACUGGAGUGAGCCAGAGAAUCCUACUUGGAGCACUGGGAGGGAACUGGGAGCACUGGGGGAGAUAGGAAGUGAUACUGCAUACUCCCUCCGCCCCGCCUUCCCCUGCCCCCCCGCGCUCCCGCCCUGCCCGGAGCGAGGGGAAGGUGGAAGGUGAGGCGCAGAACAGGAGGGAGCGGCCGCCGCGCCCUUCCGGGGCGGAGGUGCGGGCGGCGGGACGGCGCCUUUGCCCCGCCGGGGCGGGAGAUGCGUUCCCGGGUGUGCCCGGGGUGGCGGUGGCGCUGGCUCCGCGGUGCUGCUCCGCCGGAGCCUGGCCUGCCUCUCGUUGGACCGUGAAAAAGAUUUCGAUAAGUGCUGCCGGUGCCGCGCGGCGGGUCCGAGUUGUGCUGAAGGCAAACCCCGCUCCGCCCGUCCCGGCGGCCGAGCAGCGCUGGGGGGCAGCGCGGCGGGAGCCCGGCCGGACAGGUGGGACCUUCCCGCGUGUAAAACGCAGCAGGAACGGAUAAAGAAAGUUCUGUGCAGUGACUAAAGCCCAAAUAUUACUGUCCUGAUAAGGCCACAAACGAUAGAAAUGACUUGGUGUUAGGUGAAGGGAUAAGCAGAACUCAGCAAAAACGUGCACAAAACAGAAGUAGGAGCAUAUCAGUAUUCUAUUUUUUUUAAAAUACCUGAAAGAACACCUUUAAAGGCCUUUAUUUUACUCAACUGUUGGGUUUUCAUGCCAUUCAUACCGAAGACUAGCUCAAGUUUGCAAGAUUCUUGUAAGCAGUCUCAGAUGACUUCUGGAUUACUCUAUACAACUUAAUGUAAAAUUAAGCCUCUACACCAAAUACUUUCUCAAAAAUAAUUUGGAACUUAUCAAUUUUGUAAAAUUCAAUCAUUUACUGAAAUUAUUAGUUUGGACAAGAGCAUUUUAUGCUUAUGAAAAUCCAUUCUCUUCUUUAGCAGCAACCACAUAAGCUGUCCUUUAUUGCUUAGUUUAUGGCCAUAACUAGGCAAUUUUUGCUUCUUUAGUUUUUGCGUUGUCUCAAUUAAAAAGUUCUCUGGACACCAUAAAAGAUGCUAACCCAAAGAGUACCUGAAUUUCUAAUACAACUAACACAUAGAAAAAAUAGAAAUUACACUUUUUGAGAUCAUUACGUAAAUACUACGAGAAAGGACAUAUAAUUGCUUCUUUACAGGUCACCUUUAAUAUAGAUGCAUUAUGUACAUUUGGCAUUUAUUGCUGGUUAGAUUGCAAAACGUAUAAUUUAAUGCACACUAAGUGCACUGUGGUCAAGGUAACGCUGCUAUUCAAAGUCUAAAGUGAUGUUGGUCUAAACCCCAAUUUUCUUCAUCUUGGUUAUGACUAAUAAUUUGUAUGCAUUUUGUAGCACCUCCCCUUUUCAUGCUCCUGUUUACAGACCAAAUGGUUUGUAACAUGGGUUUCUGUACUUGCAUUUCACUUUCGAGAAAUCAUCACUGAAACUGAAAGGGGAAAAUAAUUAGACCUAUGAAACAGGAAUUUUUCUCAAAAGUAGCAAUUCUACAUGAGUUAACACAAAACUGUUAUCUGUUUAUUUACAUGAACAAUUACAUGUUACAGUAAUAUUAUGUGUGCGUAUCAUUAGUCUUCAGGAAACUAGUUUAUUACCAAAAAAACCACAGAAGAACUUAAUUUGUGAGCAUAAAGGGAUAAUUUCAAAAUAUUCAGUUUGCAAAGCUGAAACAGGAAAUUCUUUGGAUUGGUUUUUAGGGUACUUCUCUGUCUAGCCAUUCCAUUUUCAAAGAAUCUGUGAAAUAUUCAUAUUUUGUAAUAUUUUUAAAAGUUAUUCCACUUUUAUUUAAGCCGUGCCAUUUAAUCAAUCCAAUGUUUUCAACGACAUUACUUCUUACCAGGAUCUGGAAUGAAAGUGGAUUUUCAAAAUAUGCAGAAAGUUGUUUUUUAAAGUUUUCUUUCUCUUAAUACUUUUGGUAGUUUCUUUCAUCCAAAUGCCUCAAUAUAUUUUUCCACUUAAUGAAGUGUCUUGUGUGCAAUGCACACCCUACUUGGUACACUUCUUGGAGCAUCUCUGAAGGGAAGGAAGUUCACCUGAUGAGCUGGGAACAGUUACCAACAGCUCAGUGCUGAGCAUGAUCAGCAUGGGGAUAUUUCUAAGUUCCUUGUUGUCUCCUCAGCUUUAGUAACCAAAAUGGGCCUGCAAGAAACAUCUUCCUUGCAUCCAGAGCCUGGACCCACUUGUGGCUUUAGGUUCUGCAAAGGUUGGCUGUAUUCCCUUAGGUGAAAAGGGGACCAAGGCUCCUGUUCUUACUGACUCUUUCAGUCAAGGGCAGGCGACACACACACACACUUGGAUACAGCCAUUUCCCGGCUACUGCUCAAGCAAAGCUGAGCCAUUUUCCUGCCCUUCCCUAUGCUGCCAAGAAAAAGAGAGAAAAGGAGCACAGCUGGAUUUUGGGCAAAUAUUGAGGUGAAAUGCCAGCCUGCGUUAGCUGUCUCUUGUGCCCACACUUCCCCAAAAAUGACACCUAAAUGUGCAGCCCAGAAGAGAGCACCCACCAGUAGGACACCGAAAAUUAACACAGCACACCCUUGCCAACUGAGCCAUGUUUGUGCAGGGAGGACUGAACAGCAGAUAUCUGACUUUUUGGAGUUAAAAGCUUCUCCGGGGGUAGUGUGCAACUGAGUAGGGUGUUUAGGUCAUACUUCUAGACUUAGGUACCUCAAAUCUGCCUAAGUCAGGCUUAAGGUGCCUGAGUCCUUUAUUGGAUCUAUCCUUAAGCGACCUGCUAAAGGUCACGUUGUGACUUAGCAGUCGAGCCAAAAGAGGAGCCUUGAUCAUACUGGUCAUGGAUCUGUUCUGCCUAUUAUGCAAUGUUUCACUUUCAAGCAAUUUAUUAAACUAAUUGUCUUUGAAUAUGCUAUCACAUUUAUUUCACUCCUUAUUUCUCAUUUUAAAAAUAAACUCCUAAAAUUACCUGUAUGGUGUCUUUAUCUUGUGUGACCUAGCUGUCUUUUCUAAAUUUCUUCUUCUUCUCUGACUGCAGAUUAGAUUUCCUGUUCUAUUGCUCUCCAUUUCUCCUUCCUGUUCUUACUGAAUGAUUCCUUGUGAUCCAUUACUGGCCUCUCAGCCUCCUCCUACCUGCCCAGCUGAAUCACCAAAUGCUCUAGAUCUUACUACUUACCACAGAAUCUCACACUGCUCCUGAUUUACUUACUGUGUCAGUACAGUUCUGCUUGAAAGAUCCCCCUCAUUGUUUAAAUAGCAUUAGAAAUGAAGGUGAAUAUGUUAGUGUGCAAAAGAUUUACUCUUCUUAUGUACAGAUGUAUUUUCUGUUACUUUGCAAUUAUUACUGAGUUACUCUGUUUCAUAAUUGCAGUGAUGUUGAGAGACUCGUCCAAGGGCAACUGUUCCAGCAGAAGAGACUCAUGCUGGAGUCUCUUCUUGAGGCAGUGAUAGAUACCCUGCAGUUUAGUCUACCUUGACUUUGGAAAGUGGGAAGACAGGAUUUAAAGCUGAGCCCCAAUAAAGUUCCACAGUUACCACAGGCACAAUGGUGAUAUAGUACACAUGGAUAACAUGGUAGACAUCAGAGGAUUUUUGUUCUGGAUUUUAGGAUGUUUAACAUCUGUUUAUGUUCCUGCUUCCUAUUAUGUUAGUGACUAUGUACCUCUAGUAGUUCUGGCUAAAGUGACUAAAUACUUCUUGAAAAAACUGUAUGUAGGUGGUAAGAGUUGACUUGGGCAUAGGUGAGAACAGUGUGAGGGAUGGGAAAUACAGAGAUUGAAAAGCCAUUAAUUGUAUGCAGCUCAUCUGCUUGAGAAAUUGGUGUAUGCUUUGAGUGCAAUUGCUUAUCCUGCAGCGUUCCUGGCUUUUCCUCUACAAAUAUAUCACUUCUUAAUUUGUGUCUCUCCCUCUAUUAUAUUUCUGAAAAGCUAAUUAUUCCCUCAGUGGAACAGAUGUUUGUGCUUUGAUCUAUUGAAAUAGUAUUUUCUCAGAUCCUUCUGAAUAUUGUUUGUGAAAAGAGAUACCAACAAUAAUUUUCAAGUCUUUGCUUUAUGUUAAAAACAUUUCAUGGCCUGGUGUUUGUGACAGAUGUAUUUAAUUUGAAGAACAUAAUUAACAGUUACUGGGAUACUCUGAGAACUUACCUGCCCAGGACAGGUAACAAACUGAAGGUGAAGAUGAAGCAAGUAAAAUGGCCAGCAUUAAACUGCUCUGCUGAUGAUUUUAGUAGAAGUAGAGUGGCCCAAAGGACACAGGAUUGAGCACUGGAGACUGAAGAUCACUCUUGCUUGACUUUCUUUAUCUAGAUCUGGUUUUUUUUCCAGAAAGCAUCUAUGUGAAAAUGAGACAUUUCUGACUCUGACCUCUUUGUUUCUAACCUCUGGCAAUAAUGCAUAACUUCUGUUAUAAUCAAAAGCUAAAUGCACUGUCAUUAUGACGAAAUGUAAUUCCCACAUCCUUGCUACCAAAGGUGACCUUUGUUGUAUAGUUUCUUAACAAAAUCCUCUAAAAGAACAGAAUUUGGCUUCUAAAUAUCCAACACAAUCAAACAAAUGCACGUCAGUUAAAAUAAUUUGGCUGCAAUCUUCUGCCAGGUCAGGCAGUUAACUGCAAUUACAACCAAGAUUUGUUCAUCUGCUUUACCUGAUGCAAGAGCCCCAGUCCUUGGCUGCUGCAAAGUAGUCCUGUUCAUCAGGAAGGUCUUACUAGUGAGAUAGAACAGUCACCUGAACUGUUUGGAAGACUUGCCCCAUCACUGUGAAACAGUGUAUGAAACUCAUUAAGAGGAAGCCCAGCCUCCAUCAGAAGAAGCUUCUCCUGGGAUGAAAUGCUGUUGGCUGCUAUGGUUACUAAUGUGAUUUUCCAUUUACUUCCUUGUUCACUCACCUGCUCUCCCAUUCAAGCACCACACACAAGUACCUUCAGAGAGAUUUGUUGUUGGAAUAGUGACAAACCUCAUUAGUGGCAACCAUUCACAAUCACAGAGAAAAAAAGAUACAAACGAGCAGCAAAUAAACAGAAGAAAGGAAAGUGCUGGAAUCUAUGGGUAUUGUGAAUAAUAUUCUGUCCUUGCUGCUUUGUGAACUUUGUGUUCUCUUUGCUUUGGAUUUGCAUUAAUGUUAGUCUUGCCUUAUGUCUCUAUUUUACACCUCAGUGCCUUGAUCCAGCAGUGAACUCCCCACAGUCAGACUCCUGUGACUGUAGAGCUGAGCGCAGCAUCAGGAUCUAGAUGGGGAAAGUAUUGUGGUUUAUUUUUGGUAUUUUAAAGGGACAAGAACAUUAUUUUGCUAUUUAAUUUUAUUUUUGAUAGCACUUCACAGGUCUGGUUUCCACAUUUACAUACAUUUUUUUCAGCUGUUACAUUUUUCUGAUUAGACUGUCUAACUGUGUAAUCGUUUUACACUGUGAAACUGUCAAAUUCCAAAUAAAUUUCAGGUGUUCAGGCUGCUUUUUUUCCCCCAAGUAUCAAGAAAAAAGAGAUUACUUUUAAAAUAGCGUAUGAAAAUUCCUGUCAUAUUUCAUGAUAAUAACCAGAUGGACUAGUUAGUCCAGCUACUAUUCACCAUAACAUACUUCCAGGUUAGGAAGUACUUUUCGACAAUAUUUUCUAGCAAUAAAAGCAAGGAGCUGAUCCUCCAAAAGGAUAGUAAAUAAUAAGGAUAUCACUUUCUGGCUACUUUAAUGUCAUGUGUUAAAUUACUUUUGUUCUGAUGUAGCAUUCAAUCGAAGCUGGAAGAAAUCUUUUAGUGGUUUGUUCUUUCCCACCAAAUAAGGCACUAAAUAUAGCAGUAUCAGCAUUCUGGGCUUCAAAAAAGCUGUGGUUCAGGUUUCUCAAGAAUAUCUGCUUUUUCUCCUGAUUAUGUUCAAUUUGUUUUAUAACUGUUUAUUUAGGAAGCAUGAGAAGCUUCAAAUCAAUACUUAAGUACCAGAAAUAUUAAGCACUACAAAACUGAACCAUUUGCUUAGAUAAAAGUGAUGCAGUGAUACAGUCAUCAGAUUUUCCAGUUUGAAAGUUAAAGCCAGCUGGAGGACAAAUUCUUAAUAAAGGGACACAGCACUGCAGUCUAGGGCAGUCUGACUUGUUCUACAGAGAACUGCCCGUGUACCUUUGCAUCGUUCUCUCUUUCCUUCCCUCUUUGUUAUUCUUGGAAGCUGUGUGCUCACAGGCUAGGAGUGGACACAGCAGUGGAGUGAUGGUGGCAGAGGGUGUCUGAAAGAUGGUCCUUUCUUCACCCCUUCACACCUCCUGAUGACCCCCACAGGCAGUAGGAUGGAUAUUGUCCUUUUUUUUUUCCUUGUAGCUAGAUCCCAGGUGACAGUGACACAGACUGCACCUCUUUCAUUUCUGCUGUCCAAAAGGCAUCAGCAUUUUCUCUAGAUUAACAAAACUACCAGUAUUUCAAUACAUAUUUUCAAAAUAAUUUUUGGCUGUGUUUUCAAUAGUAAUGCUCUAUACAUGGCUUUCUCAUCUGCAUGUAGUAAGUAUCAAAACCUGCUUUUAUGGCCACAGCUUAUUCGAUUGAGAAGUAGUUCUUUAAGACCCUGCUGUGUUUUCCCUUAGUGCAGCUAUGUCUGGCUCAUCUUCUUGAGAAGAUAAGGCUUGGCAAGAUGAGCAUUGUGUGGACUGGGAAUCUUGCUGUGAGGGAACAUGGUGAGACUUAGCAUUUUGUAGAUGGAUUCAAUGAAGUGUGUGAGAUCCCUGAAGCUUUCAACCAUGACAACACUCAAUUCCAUCAUGUCACUUGCUGUGAAAUGUGUAAUGGCCACAGUCAUUGGUUUUUUUUCCUGCAGGAGUUUGUGUGUAUUUUCAUUAAAGUUGCUGUUACAAGUUUGUUCCAAUUGUCAUUUGUAUAUUAUGACAAACUGCUUUAGUUAAGUAGGCAAUAAUUCUAGGAAGGUUUCCUCCUGACAGAGAUGUAUUAUCACAAACCUUUGCGUCUUUACAAAAGGGCUUAUAAAGAUAAAAAUUAGAAUUGCAUAAAAAGGCAAAAAUAAAAAUAUUAGCAUUUUCAUUGUCUUAUCUUUCCAGAGCACAGCCUGUUGUCAUGCCAAAUAUCUCUAUAUUAUAUAUAAUCAGAGAAGUUUGAAUUCUGUAUUCUCCUAUAACAUUCCACUCAUUUAAAUCCUCUAGAGGGGAGCAGGAAGAAGACCCAGACUAGUAUAGAGGCUAGUAUUCUCUGUGGACAGAAGUAUUUAUGGGCAAAUCUAGUUCUGGUCUCCACAAAUUUUAUAAGGAAGAGAAAAUUUGUGUAGCUUGCUGAGAGUGUGGAGGUAGAUAUGUGUGACUAUGAAGUAGAUUGCUUCCAGACACUAUGUGUGCUUUUGCUGUACUGGAAGUUUGGGUUUUUUCUGUGUCUUUAUUUCAUGUAAUGGGCAUAUGGAUGACAGGCUAAAUAGAAAAGGAUUAAUAAAUGGUAGUGAUGGCAUCCAUGCCUUGUCGUGAUACUUCCCAAAGCUGUCAGUUCUGAAGGGAACCUGUCUGACUUAAUAGCUGAGUAGGAAGGAGAGCUGGUCAACAGCAUCUACACAGGGUGAAAAGCCUGGUGAGGGAGAGAUUUUAUCAAAAGGCUGUAGUUUUGCAAAGCAGCAGUUUCUUCUGAGAUGUUAAGUCUGUGCAGACUAAGGUCAAUUGUUCUGAGAAGGCUCAUGUUUCCUUGUAACUGGGCUUAAGUUCUGGUUAGGCAAACCAAAGCUUUUCCUGAUUUUGUGUUUACUCUGAUUCUAACCUGAGGCAUCUGUUUGCUGGAGUAGGCUGUCCUGGCAAGGGACAUCAGUGACCAUCCUGUCAGCAGGUGAAAGUCUCUGCUGGACCCAGGCAGAGGAGAUUUGACCUAGUGUCCAGAAAUCGUGGGACGGAAAAAAAUAUUUUUAGCUGAGAAUUUCAUGGGGACUUGAUGCUCAAUAGUAGUGAACUUACAGUGGAGGUCAAUAAUACUACUAGAAACCAUUCAAGAGAAAUGUAUCUGGUAGUAAGCUAAAUCCUAUGAUUAGGUGCCACCAACACUAUUUGGUGCCCUAUAAAUGGACACGUUUACCAGGGCAGUCCCACAGCAGCCAUUCAGUGUUGACUGAUUUUAAUACAAUUAAGGUUACUGAUUUGCCCCAUUUUGAUGCUACUGCUUCUACAAAGCUGGCUGGUGCUGGAAAGGAAGGGCCGAGGUGUAUGAUUUGUAUCCUCCACAACUAGUGCUUUAACAUCCCCAGGUGAAAGGAGAGAAUGCAACCUAUCUUACUUCUUGAAUAUGCUUCUUUCUUUUGCUUUCUAAAAUAAUUGUUUACUGGCAGUUUAGUGCCUAAAAUUAGGCCACCAUUACAAAUCAUCUUCAGUGCUACUGCAGAAAGAUGAAUGUAGCUGAAUUUUCCUACACAUGGAGAUGCAGCUGCGAUUCAGAGCCACUUGAAGUAGGAGUGCUGUCCUGAGUUGCACAGGCCUGCCCUGACACAUCUGAACUGUGGAGUGUAUGUGCAUAUGUGACAUUUCUAGAACUAAUCAUCCUGGCAGAAUGACUCCUGUAAUAGGUAUUGAUUUAUAGCUGGAUGUGGGAGAGUUUGUUCAUGUUGUCACAGAGUGGUUGAAAUUGAGUUUUGUCAAUUAGCAACCACUUUGCCUCCUCUAUACUGAGAAGUAUAUGAACAAAGAGGAAUUUCAAAUUUUUGCCUUAGUUUUCCAUAUUGCUUAGAGAAGGAAGUGAGGGAAAUGUCAGCUUUUUCCACUCUUCCCUGCUGUGCCCUUCUUCUGCCUUUGGAAAGAGUGGCUCGGGUUAAUCAUCAAAGGUAAGAUAUUAAGGAAAGAAUCCAGUAGUGGGAGAAGUGAUUUAUGAAGGCUUCCCUGCUUUAAGGUCAUGAGUCAGGGAUUCCUUCCUUGAAAUACUUAGCCCUUAGGCUGCAUUCCCAUCUUUGCCUGCUUCUUUGUAGUCCCAUUGACGUUGGUGGACUGGCAUGUGGGUAACUGAAUUGCUCCUAAUGAUCCUCACACAUUAUGAAUCUGAAUGGCUUCUUGGAUUUCUGCAGAGCUGCUUCAAGGGUGCAGGGCGGUGACUGUGAAGACAGAAACAAAAUCUUAUGAAAAAAUCUGACCAAGUCUUGGGCAACUGCUAGCCAGAGAGAAGAGAGGUGAGGGGAAGGGAAUAGACAGAACAAAGGUGGGAUGGCUCUUUGGUAGCUCUUAUCAAUUAAGUUAUAAUUAUUUAUAAAUGUGUACACAGCCACAUGCAUACAAACUCCUUUUACCUGUUUAACAUUUUGAUUACAGUGAGGCCCUUUAGUACUAGUCACUGUAUAUACAGAUAUAGACACAUAUGAAAUCAAGGCACUUUUCUAAUAAUGCAUAACCCAGUGGCUGAUGCAUUACAUAUAUGUAUUUAUAGCAUAUAUACAGAAUGAUGCAAUGCAUAUAUAUAUGAAUUACAGUAUUGUAAAGAUGAACUUGCUGCUAAAAAAAAAUGGAAUACAGUAGCUGAAACUGUAUUACUACAGUGUAUUACAUAUCCCUUAAGGGUUACAGUUAUGGGACAUAAAAGCUAAUUUUAGUCAAGAAGCGGCAUAUGUUGUCUGAGUUCCAUGAGUAGACUGCUGCCAGUAUCCUUUAUGGUAGUGAGCCUAAAGAGAAUUUGGAUGGCCCCAUUACAGCUCUGCAGUUUUUAGACAAGCUCUUAAUGGCACUGAAACCCUGGAUAAUAAAAGCAUUUGUUAAGUCAUAGACCUUCUAUUUAGUCUCAUACUCAGCAAGCAAAAGAAGGCUGUGGGAAUACUAUGUUACAUUCAGAAAAAUUUUAAAAGCAAACAAACAAAUUUUUAUCUCAGGAUUGUGCAUCUGCUGGUAUCAGGAUAUAUUUAGCUGUGUUUAUACAGAAAGUAAACUGCAACAAGAAUCAGUGAAGUACUCUGAUGGGAUUUUUUUUAAGAAACAUUUUAGAGUGAAAGCAUGGUUGGACAUUUUUACUGCAUGAAAUUGGAAACUGCUUGAAACAGGAAUAUUGAGUUGGUUUAAUUUUGUAUUCAUCACAUAAACAAAAUACAAUAAAAAUAAAUUUACUGAAUAAAGCAAGAAAAGAACAUUUAAUAAUAAAACUAUAGUCAUGUUCAAAGGUCUAAAGAACUCUCGAGGUGCUAUAUAUGCAUAUAAUAUUAUAAAAGUGCACUACAAACCUAGUCUGGAAGCCUGGGUUUUUAUUUUAUACUAAUGGUUGGACAAAUAGCAAAGAGCAGAUAGGGAGACCACCCUACUUUCAUUACACCUUUAAAGAUGCUCUUAUUCUAAAUACACAAACAUUAUUACUUGAAAUAGAUACUACUUAUUGCUGCUUUUACUUAUUAUUUUUGCUGAGAACAUAACUGUGCUUCCUUUUUGCCCAGCAAUUUCCCUUUUGUAAUAUAGUGAUAUGGUUCUGCAUAACCCCCUGCACUGUACCCGUUUCCAGGUGUUCCAGCCACUACUGACUACUACUAACAUAUCUCUUUUUUAUGUGGCCUGUUAUGUUUGUCAGGAAAAGGUGAAGACAAUGAAUUUUCCUCCAUGACUAAGGCCAAAAAAAGUGCUUUCUGACAAAAUAUCCUUUCCUUUUGCAGUAAGCUUACACAUUACUCUUCCUAUGCUGAUAGGCUGCCAAGGCUUUUUUAUUAACAGCUAGAAAUUUUGGCAUGGUUUCCCCUCAGAUCUGAGUGGAUUGUUAAUACGUUUGAUGCAGGCACAUAUGAGGCAACCGAUUUAUCAUGCUUGAGUUUUUGUGUCCUUGACAUUUAUAUCUUAAAAAUCAAAGCAGCCUGGAACUGCACAGCACUUCAUUGCAAACAGGAGGUGUAUCCCUGCAGACUUCAGUUAUUUAGCAUGGAUUUAGUGGUAAGGGGCAAAUAUCUGUAAAGCAGCAUACAUUCCUUUCACUUAUGUGUCAUAUUUAGAACUCUGAAGAUGUAUUCUUUCUGAUAGAGAGGUGUCAACAAUAUCAUAAGACGAUGUCUGUCACAUUCAGAUUACUUUUGUUAUGAUCCAUUUCAGGGCAAGAUUCAGUACCAACCUGUCAAAUGGGAGGCAGGGUACUCCAGAUGUAGCAGCUGCAGAAAAUAUCAAAUACCAUGCUAAUUAUUUUUUAGCUUCUAUUCAACAGGUGAAGAAAUUCUUAGACUGUCCUAAACUACACUGGUGAACUGAAAGGGAAGGUGAAGUAGGGGCAAUCAGACAUGUCAAAAUGGCUUGACUUCCCUAAAUCUGUCCAGUAAAAGCCUUCUUUUGUAUCAGCAAAAUAAUCUGAAAUAGCAAGAAAGGAGAUGCCAGAAAUGCCUCAAAAGACCAUUUUGAUCCUAUUUGUGAAAAAGGAUUAUAAAAAAAGUUUUUCUCCAUAGCAGACAGAAGAAUGGAGUGUGACUUUCUAGGAUGCUCUUAGUUUGAGAUUACAGAGCCAGAAAUACAAGCUCAAUGAAACUUUUGGCCAGAUUUACAGAAUAGCUUACCAAAUGUAACUCUGAUGGAAAUAAACAGUAAGAAGGGAAGAACAGUCUCCUGGCAUCUGGUAGGCACUCCAGUCCCUGGAAAAAUCAUUCUUUUUGUUAACAUGAUUUAUAGGAUGCCAUCAGGAUUGAUUGUGCUCGAAAAUCUGAUACUAAAGUUGUGAAGAUUCUCGUGUGACAGGAAAAGGCCCAAAUGAAUCUAUAUAUUGGGACCAAUAAAAAGGGAAAGAGUCAGUUCUAUAAUAAUAUUCUAGGAAUACAGGUGGAAUUUUAUUAAUCUUGCAUGGCGUUGCCAGUGCAGAAAGAUCACUAGAAAAUGCUACUGUGCUUUGUCCAGAAUGAAUAUACUACUCCUGUUUAGAAGAGACAGAUAUCAUGAUAAUCAGAUAUAUAGCAAAAUGGCUGUCAGAUAAGAAUAUUAUAGCAUACAGUUAAGAGACAAAUAAAAUUUCAUUACUUUUACAAGCUUUUACCUUGCUUCCAUAUGUGAUGCUACCAAGGUUUUGCCAGUGACUGGAGCUAGAGAAACAAACAGCUGAAGAGGAGAGUUCUCUGAAGAGUGAAGGUGAUCAGUCUUCCUGAAGAAGACAGGAAGAAUAGAAUUAUACAUGUUUUUUCAGCCUCAAAACUCUCAUUAUGAUGAGGCUUUGUCUGCCGUUGUACGUGAGGUCCUGUCCUUUAUAAAAAUGUCUGGUUCAGGGGAGAUUUUAGAUAUUAGAGAAGAUAAUCAUAAAACCAAUUAUUUUCCAGAAGAAAUAAAUUCAAAAUGUAGUUACUCUAGAAGAACAUAGCAAAUGUAUAAAUGUAUAAAUGUAAAAGACAGAUCUUUUCCUUUCUUUGAGACUUUCUGCACAGAAAAUGUUUAUUUCUGUUCAUGUUAGUUUGUCUGUUGGUGAUUACAUUGCAUCUAGAUAUAUUUGCAUCUGGUUUUGCUCCUACUGUUUUUGCAGAUUUCAGAAUAAGUACAUAGCUGCAACUUUCACAUAUUCUGUAGUCUUUAAUGGGUACUUGGUUCAAGAAAGGAUUAAAACCUUGGUUAAAAACUGGCUGGAUGGCAAGGCCCAAAGAGCGGUGGCAAAUGGAGUUACAUGGAGAGACACAAGUGGUGUUUCCCAGGGCUCAGUUUUGGGGUCAGUUCUGUGUAACAUCUGCACUGACAACCUGAGUGAGGGGAUUGAUCAGCUCCUCAAUCAGUUUGCAGAUGGUACCAAACUGGGUGGGGUUGUGGACCUGCUGGAGGGCAGGAAGACUCUGUAGAGGAAUCAGGACAGUCUGGAUCCAUGGGUCAAGGCCAGUGGUAUGAGGUUCAAUAAAUAGAAGACCCAGGUCCUACACUUGGGUCCCAACAACCCCAUGCAGUGCUACAGGCUUGGGGAAGAGCACUUGGAAAUCUGCCUGUUGGAGGUGCUGGCUGACAGAAGCUGAACAUGAGCCAGCAGUGUGCCCAGGUGGCCAAGAAGGCCAGUGGCAUCCUGGUCUGUAUCAGCAAUAGUGUGGCCAGCAGGACCAAGGCAGUGAUUGUCCCCCUGUAGUCAGCACCGAUGAGGCCACGCCUGAGAUCAUGUGUUCAGUUUUGGGCCCCUCACUACAAGAAAGACACUGAUGUGCUAGAGCAUAUCCAGAGAAAGGCAGCAGAGCUGGUGAAGGAUCUGGAGCACAAGUCUUAUGAGGAGUAACUGAAGGAGCUGGAGAAGAGGAUUCUCAGGGUGGACCUUAUUGUUCUCUACAACUACCUGAAAGGAGGUUGUAACCGGUUUCAGACUUGAAGCAGCUGGAGCAGGACAUUUUCAUUUUGUAUGAGCAAUUCUCAUUCUAAAUGAAUGGAAUUUGGAUCAGUGUUUCCAUAUUAAGAGAUGGUUCUGCCACAGCUCAUCUUUUCCAUCAAUAAUAGGCACCUGUCACCCCUGGCAGUUAAGAAAUCCUAACUGGUACUGACUGUUUUCAGAUAUAUUUCAAAAUGAGACUUAAGCAAAUGUUCUUCUCUUGGCAGUUUGAGUACUUAUUUGACUUUACUCAGUUUGCAGAUGCAAAUAGGCAUGUCAUAAAUACACAAGCAUUUUUACAGCACGCUUUAUUAAUUCUUUAAGUCAGAGAUUGUUCAUCAUCUGUCAGAGGCAGAUUUACUGGAAUGGGCUAAAGGACUUUUAAGUCCUUUCUUCUCACAGCCUACCCUAUUAGUACUGUCAGCCUUCAUCACAAUGAUGAAGAAAAACCUUUACAACAUUUCUCCCAUAGCCACUUCAUGACAGUUAAAGCCUAUCCAAAGCAAUGCUUCAAUUUAGUCAAAACACUUUUAAUUUUCAAUUAAAGCCUAAUGAUAGUUCUCCCAGUUUUGUCUUAGCUCUGACAAGACAAAAGCAUGACUGUAGUUUACCAGCCAAGCAGUUUUUAGGAAUCCCAGAAAUACUAUAUCUAUGUGAUUGAUAUUGUGUGUUGCUGUUUUCAUAAAGCUGAGGUGAUGGGGAUGUCUUUCUGUCUGCUCCAAGUUUGUUUUCUAAAGAAUUCCCAGCAAAUUCAGGCAUAUAAUUCAGAAUCAGUUUUGCAAGCAUUCUCACUGUCCUUGGAGUAACUGUGGUGCUGUUCUACCGAAGCCUAAUCAGUACUGUCAGGGAGCACCAAGGGCCAAGCUGCAGAAGACAAACAUCUGUAAGGACAAGAAUGGAAGUGGAGGCUCCAUGACACUUAUAUAUCUUCAGUGGUACUCCUUACAGGAGGAGUAGGUCACAGCAAAAUUCUAAUCAAACAAAAUGACCCAUAUCCUUCAUUUGCAUAAGGGAUAAAACCUAUGCUGAAGUACAUGGAGUUGAUUUAGGAUCGAAUGAAGAUCGUGAAACAACAUGAGGUAGAGUCUCAGUGCCAUAAAAAGUUAAAAUCAACUUGUGUGAUAUGUACCUAGAGUCUUUGUGGCAGCAGUUGUACGUUCCCAGGAAAAUGGCCAAGGAUUUUAUAAAGAUGGCUGUCAAAUGUGUGAAUGAGAAACUCUCCCUAAAAGUAAAUAAACUUCCUCAUCUUGCGUUUGAGUCAUCAAAACUGGUCCGUGACCUCUAAUUAAAGGUCUUUUAAUUCUUUGUCCAUAUUCUUGCCUACUUUUCCUAUUACUGAAACAAAUCAAGUAUAUACAAAUAAUUAAAAUAAUAAAAUAAUACAUAUUCAGAAAACUGUAUUCCGAUUUUUACAGGGAGAAUCUGACAAAAGAAUGUCUUCCUGAGCUUUUAGCUGUAAUGGUAUUUUUAUAGGUCAACUUUUUUGCCUUUUCUCAUGCAUGCACACAACUACUGUUCAGAACAUUAAAUUUUCAGAUCUUAAAAUAACAUUUCACCUAUGUUAUUCAGCACGACAGUCUGAAAAUUCACAUGAAAAGAAGUACAUUUCUAGUGAUGUUGGAUGCUGAGCCUUUUAUGCUAUGGGUUAGAAUGCAUGUCAAAAGACAGGUUUGGGAAAGAAAAAAGGCUGCUGUUGUGCUUUUUGGUUUCUGAGAAAUUAAAUUAUUAUUAAUCAACCCACAUUUUUAUAUACUGAUGAACAUAAAAGUUUAACACUGCCUCAACUGUAGAGAUUAAGGAGAGAGACAAUAAAUCUUGUGAUAGGGAAGGUGAUGGUCUUAAAGGACAUAUUCUUCAACUACUUUGCAGAUCUCAAGACUAACACAAGGACACAGUAUUUUACAAAAGGGAAUUAAAAUGUUCCUCUCUUUCCUGCCUACUUCUCCAAUUGGAAGCCAGGGAUGUUUUUUAGCCAAUAAAUCUUUGCCUGCAGGGGAACAUAAGAUUAUGAAUCUCUUUUGUCAUGAAAAGCCUAAAAAAAAAUACGUUUGCUAAAAUUUCUGAAAAUAAAGGUAAUGGAUUAUUGUAAAUAUUAAUUUAAAUUUGUUUUGCCCUGAUCGCAUCACGAACAACAGAUGUUGCAGCAGAAACAUCCGCACGGCAGAUUGUCCGGAUGUACAGCAGGCUCACGGAAUGUGAAGGAAGUUUGCUGUCAGGAGUCCUCAACUGUGUCAGCAGUUUGGGAUGUGACCGGUGCUUAGCCUGUGGGAAGGGGGAGUGUGGCUGCUGAAGGUCCCUGUGAUAAUGCCUGUGCUGUCCAGAUGCAGACCACCCACACGUGUCUGUGAACUCCACUGAGGCCAGACAGAUCCUAUUUCAUUUAUUAUUAAAACUCCUACUGAACUUUUGGAAAUUAAUACCAGGGAAGAACGUAUUUUGUGUGGAAAAGUGCUGUAGAAUACCAGUGAGGACAACGUGACUGCGAAUGACAGUGGGAGUGUUUUUAUUUCAUCUAAGUUUGAAAUAGGAGAACUGGAUAGACUGCUGAAAGCAACUCUAGCAAUGCAAUAUCCAGUAUCAGGAGAACAAAAUCCUUUUGUUUCCUGACCUCGGCCUCAUCAAACAAACUAAGAGAAAAGUGUUAUUGAGCCAGAGGAAUCUGUUUACUGGAAUGAACACCGAAGCUCUACGAUGGCAUCUUACAGCACAGAAGACAUUGGAACAGAACAGACCUAUUCUGGAAAAAAAAAGCAGCAACCAUGCACAGAUGGCAACAAAGUCAAUGGAAAAUGAACUUGCAUGACCUACAAAGUAAACUGUCAAUAAUUUUGAUUGCUUUGUUUAGCUGACAGCUGUGCCUAAAAUGGAUCUCAGUUAUACUGACAUUAGAUGUUUUAAGGACUCUUUAACUGACAUGCACAUUUAAUUCUAUGUGAAAUGUUCAAGUUAAAUAUGCUUGUGUCUUCAAAAAUGUAUGAUCUGGUUGAGUUCAAUAAUGGUGAAAAAUAUCUAUCCAAAAUGAAUGUUAAUUUUUUAUAUUGUAGAGUUAAUGAAGCUGUUUCUUAGUGCAUUCCUGUAAUGAUCUCUGGAAGCUCCUGAUCAUCUUGCUGUAAUAUCAAAAGACUUUCUUUAGUAUUUAUGUUUUGUGUUCUGUACCAAACAUGCUUUGGUAUAUGAAUAUUCUUUUACUCUAUAUCUUGAUAUGCAUUCGCUUGCAUAUGUUACUAAUCAUCUAAGCUAUGUACUUUGCCUCCUGAAUGGAUGAUAUACUUCCAAAAUAGGAAAAAUAUAGUGUAUCAUAAAUAAUGCAUUUUUAUGUUA
This is a messenger RNA of Pseudopipra pipra, 17784 nucleotides long. Its product is annotated as serine/arginine repetitive matrix protein 3-like. The record is from RefSeq and is a predicted model, not a curated record. The coding region runs from base 78 to 896 and encodes 272 amino acids. The transcript is spliced from 3 exons. Lineage: Eukaryota; Metazoa; Chordata; Aves; Passeriformes; Pipridae.